This is a messenger RNA of Erinaceus europaeus (western European hedgehog), 3171 nucleotides long. It is a transcript of the gene FLI1, whose product is annotated as Fli-1 proto-oncogene, ETS transcription factor. The transcript is spliced from 9 exons. Gene Ontology annotation, biological process: regulation of transcription by RNA polymerase II; cell differentiation. Lineage: Eukaryota; Metazoa; Chordata; Mammalia; Eulipotyphla; Erinaceidae. The record is from RefSeq and is a predicted model, not a curated record. Gene Ontology annotation, molecular function: DNA-binding transcription factor activity, RNA polymerase II-specific; sequence-specific DNA binding. The coding region runs from base 306 to 1667 and encodes 453 amino acids. Gene Ontology annotation, cellular component: nucleus.
AGAGAGGAGAGCGCGAGACAGAGAGAGAGAGAGAGAUAGGACUUCCUCCCCGAUUCGCAAAGUGAAGUCACUUCCCAAAAUUAGCUGAAAAAAAGUUUCAUCCGGUUAACUGUCUCUUUUCGCUCCGCUACAACAACAAACGUGCACCGGGGAGCGAGGGCAGGGCGCUCGCUGGGGGCGCGCAGGGAGGGCCCAGGGCGCCGGGGAGGCCGCGCCGGGUGAAUCUGACGGGGCUGCAGAAGAGGUCAGGCAGUAACCGGGUCAAUGUGUGGAAUAUUGGGGGGUUCGGCUGCAGACUUGGCCAAAUGGACGGGACCAUUAAGGAGGCUCUGUCAGUGGUGAGCGACGACCAGUCCCUCUUCGACUCGGCGUACGGAGCAGCGGCCCAUCUCUCCAAGGCCGACAUGACCGCCUCAGGGAGUCCUGACUACGGGCAGCCCCACAAAAUCAACCCUUUGCCCACACAGCAGCAGGAGUGGAUCAGCCAGCCUGUGAGGGUCAACGUGAAGCGGGAGUAUGACCACAUGAAUGGAUCCAGGGAGUCUCCAGUGGACUGCAGUGUGAGCAAAUGCAGCAAGCUGGUAGGUGGAGGCGAGUCCAACGCCAUGAACUACAACAGCUACAUGGACGAGAAGAAUGGUCCCCCGCCUCCCAACAUGACCACCAACGAGCGGAGGGUCAUUGUCCCCGCAGACCCCACGCUAUGGACACAGGAGCAUGUGCGGCAGUGGCUAGAGUGGGCGAUAAAGGAAUACAGCUUGAUGGAGAUCGACACCUCCUUCUUCCAGAACAUGGACGGCAAGGAACUGUGCAAAAUGAACAAGGAGGACUUCCUUCGAGCCACCUCCCUCUACAACACAGAAGUGCUAUUGUCACACCUCAGUUACCUCAGGGAAAGUUCACUGUUGGCCUAUAACACGACCUCUCAUACAGAGCAAUCCUCACGGCUGAAUGUCAAAGAAGACCCUUCUUAUGACUCAGUCCGGAGAGGAGCAUGGGGCAAUAACAUGAGUUCUGGCAUGAACAAAAGCCCCCCUCUAACUGGAGCGCAAACAAUGAGCAAGAAUACUGAACAACGCCCCCAACCAGAUCCAUAUCAGAUCCUGGGCCCCACCAGCAGUCGCCUAGCCAACCCUGGAAGCGGGCAGAUCCAGCUGUGGCAGUUCCUCCUGGAGCUUCUCUCUGACAGUGCCAACGCCAGCUGCAUCACCUGGGAGGGAACCAACGGGGAGUUCAAAAUGACGGACCCCGAUGAGGUGGCCAGGCGCUGGGGGGAGCGGAAAAGCAAGCCCAACAUGAAUUAUGACAAGCUGAGCCGGGCUCUCCGCUACUACUACGACAAGAACAUUAUGACCAAAGUGCAUGGCAAAAGGUAUGCCUACAAAUUUGACUUCCACGGCAUUGCCCAGGCUCUGCAGCCGCACCCAACCGAGUCGUCCAUGUACAAGUACCCUUCUGACAUCUCCUAUAUGCCUUCCUACCAUGCGCAUCAACAGAAGGUGAACUUUGUCCCUCCUCACCCCUCCUCCAUGCCUGUCACCUCCUCCAGCUUCUUUGGAGCUGCGUCACAAUACUGGACCUCGCCGACGGGUGGCAUCUACCCCAACCCUAAUGUCCCCCGCCACCCCAAUACCCACGUGCCCUCACACUUAGGCAACUACUACUAGAGGCUUAACCGUCAGUGUCCUCUAGCUGAAGCCCCUCCCUCAUGCUUCCUGGAAUACUUUGGACUCUAAAAGGACACACGUGGCCUUGAAGAGAAAAAAAAAAAACUGAAAACUGGAUGUUCUUUCUUGUUGGAUAGAACCUUUUUGUAAUUGUUCUUUUAUAUAUAUGAAAAGUCCUUUUUUAAAAAAAAAUGUUUUAAUGUUGAUAACUUUUGCUUACUCUACCUUGAACAAAGAGAUGGAGGGUUCCAUGGGCCAGUACCCCAGUUUGGAGUCUCAAUCUCCUAUCAUCUUAGGAGUGAAAUAAAUAUUUAGAUGACUGGAAUGAUUGGAUCAUGGUUCUGGGAAAGAAACUGUAAAUUUUCUUUGUGAUUUUUAUGACCAAAGCAGUUUCUUAUCAGCACACAGGGUCUUGAUCAUGGGACCUUGUGGAGAGGGAAGGGUGGGGAGGACAGUGUGAUAAAAGUCACAGACUUAACCAGUUGUGUUCUGGUUUGAGACUUAGUGAAAAUAAAGGCAGGAAGCUGAUCAUCUAAUUUAAGCAGAACCUAAUUCAGUGGAUGGCAACUGGAACAUGAAUUGUGAGGCCAGUGAAGUUCUCACCCAACUGGAAUUUAAAAGAAAGAAACCCAUGUGAGUGUAUUAAAGAAGUCGUGGGCAUUGCAAAAACACCCCUCUCCAUGGGACGAUGCACUAGGCUGAUCAUUCUCUCUUGAAAGACUCAACCAAUGAACCAGGAAGUUCUAAUGCAAAGACAUUCCUGAAACACAGAGAAUUAAAUAACUUUUUUUUUAAAUGAUGACAGUGAGUCCCAGAUUUUGGAGGAGUCUUAGGGAUUUCUAACCACAGACAGAUUCGCAAGCGCUGUGCGCUUGUCAGACCACCAGUCCAGGGUCAACCAGUCAGAAGGCAACUUACUGUAUAAAUUAUGCAGAGUUAUUUUCCUAUAUCGCACAGUAUGAAAAGUAAAUAGUUAAAAAAAAAAAAAGACUAAAGAAACGAGUUGACCUCGGUCACAAAGACAGUUUUACUAGCAGAUCCGCUGUUGUUAUUUUUUUAAGUGUGAUUUGUACAUCUUUUGUCAAUCUGUACAUGUGGGCUGUUUGUACGUUUUUAUAGCUGGGUUGUUUUUUUUUAAAUAAAAGGAUAUGGGACAUCCAAGUCUCUGACUUGCUAGAAUAAAAAGAAGCACUCGUGCAGUUAUUUAACAGGCGUGCCCAAACAAAGAAAGGCAACCCGUUGAAAUCUUUAAUGCUUUUGGAGGUGUUUGUAAAUAACCAGACUGCAAUUAUCACAGCUUUUGACCAGAACAACCAAACUUUCCCUGGUGGGUACAGGGAUUUUCCUGCCCUAUAUAUGCAAUAUAUUUUUAGAUAUUAAAAUAUAUAUAAUUUUGCAGGUAAUCAUUGACUUAAAAAAAAACUAUAUUGUGUUAAGCUGACAACUGUCCAUGAAGACUAUGUUGUAAAAUAAUUUGACUAAAUAAAUUGUGCCUUCUCUCAAA